GUCGAUCUAGCGUGACGUCACGUUCGUCAGCCUAGUUGGGUUAGGUUUUACGCUGGAAAUUCUAACGAGACAAAUUUUUUGUUUGACGAUUGAUGUUUUCUCCGUGUCGUGUCCACCGUGGUUGAACGACGCCGUGGUGCUCGCACAGUGACGGCCAGCAGUCGCGUUCACCGAGCAAACCAUCGCGAGGGGCCCGUGCAGCUCGGCGUGUAUGAGAUUUUAAACGGAAAAUGAGUCGACAUGAAGGGGUAAGCUGUGAUUCCUGUUUGAAAGGGAAUUUUCGGGGUCGUAGAUACAAGUGCCUUGUAUGCUACGAUUAUGAUCUAUGUGCCAGCUGCUUUGAAGGAGGCGCCAGUACUACACGCCACCUCACAGAUCAUCCUAUGCAGUGCAUACUUACUAGAUCUGACUUUGAAUUAUACUAUGGUGGUGAAGGCGUGAGCGUUGAACAACCUCAGUCCUUAACUUGUCCCUACUGCACGAAAAUGGGCUUCACCGAGGCUACAUUGCAAGAACAUGUGGCUGCUGAUCAUCCUGAUACGUCAUUUGAAGUUGUUUGUCCAGUUUGUGCAGCAGUGCCAGGUGGAGACCCGAAUCACGUGACCGAUGAUUUCGCUGGCCAUCUGACAUUGGAGCAUCGCAGCGGACCAAGGGACCUGAUUUCUUUUUUAGAUGAACCAUCUGCAAGUAGACACGGCGUUAGGCGGAUACCGCAUCCGUCUAGAGCUGUUGGCGCCCCGCGCGCGCGUAGGUCCAACAUGCAUUUCAGUUCAUCUGGAGGAUUGAGUCCGAGCACUCGGGAAGGUAUAGAUCCAAUUGCGGAAUUGCUGUCCCAAUUAUCGGGCGUACGUAGAAGUGGAGGUAACAGUGGACAGAGUUCGUCGGCACCUUCGCAGUUACAGCAAUUACAGAUGCAGUUGCAGUUAGAACGACAACAAGUUCGGGCUGCUAGACAGCAGCUUGAACGAUUACCCAGGAGACAGACACAAGUGAUCGGUUCGGUGAGCGGUAGCGGAGCUGGCAGCGGUGGUAGCGGUGGUCAUUCUACUACUAUGGUGGCAUCGAAUAGUACGAGUAGUAACAAUAAUGCGACCAAUACGGCCAACCCGUCCGGUGUGUCUUCUGUUAACUCGCAGAACGUCAUGUUCCUGUUACCCAGAUGCAUUACAACCACGCUGUCUGAUUCGCAACUACAAAGUAUUGAGCGCGAGAGUGCAAACAGGAGCCUUUUUGCACGUGAACUUAUCAUUGGAACGCUUUCUGAAACAUUGUCGGAGUUGAUGCAACAGCAGUGCACUGUGCAAACGCCUGCGUCAAGUGCGACUACUGCCACGACCAGUCCUGAGACACCAAACGCCAAUACUUCCAUCGUCUCUACGAAGAAAUUAAGUUUAGCUCAGGAAGCAAAGAGGGAUCAAGCGACAAGUAAACACGUGACAUCACAAGCAUCCGCGCAACAAAAAGAAUCGCAUAUUCUGCAGGCUGCUGCCGCGACUGCUGCUGCUGCGACUGCUGCUGCUACUGGCAGUGUGAGCUCAGGUCUACAAAAUCAGGGCUUACCCCCGAAUCCUAAUAGCAUUGCGACGCAAAAUCCACCUAUAGUUCAAACAUUGAUGCAUAGCGUGUUACCUCAGCCAUUGGUAUUGCAGCAACCACUGCCGCCGCCAGUUAGGAAUACCGGUACUGGAACCAUCAGGGAACCGAUCGCGGCUUCGGCGCCGACUUACCUCAGAGGCGGGGUGGGUUCGGUCGGAGUGACAGGCUCUUCGCGUAGAAAGCCGGUUAGAGCUGUAGAUGGCAGGAAUCAAUCUACAGAACCGCCACCCCCACACUAACCCCUCCUUAGCCCGUGUACCCAUCCACCCUGAUUCCUCACACAGGACCCCUAGCACUAGUCCUAGCACUGUUUAGAACACCUCAUUAUUAUUGUUAUUAUUAUAAUAUUAUAUAUUAAUAAUUAUUCAAAACGCCUUCUCCAUUCUCUCCCCCCUUCCGCCCCCCUUUCUUCUCUACUUCCCCAUUCUCUUAUGUCCUACUACUAGUACUACUUUCCCCGAAACUUUAAUCUCGCCAUUUUUGCUGUUAUGUGACAUGGAACAAGGGCAAGGGCUGAUUCGCUGGCCGCUGUGACAUAUUUGCGAUUAUAACAUGUACAUAAUUCACUUCUUGCAGUCGUGCUCGGAAUAUAUAUAUAUAUAAUUCGGUCGCGUGUGCUGUCCUCUUGAAACGAGUCUUGCCACGUUCUUCCACGCUGACACGUGCUACCGCGAUACGGCGUUACCUCUUAUAUCCGCUGGAGAGCAGGUGUUUAAUGAAAAGUGCUGUAAAAAGAAAUCCUUAUUAUAAAGGCAUAAAACGGCAUUAGCGUUCAUUGUUCGAUUAUUGUCAAAAUAUCAAAAGACGUAACGAAGAUACGCGAGUACAUAUUGUGAUCCAGCGAAGCUGGACGAAUAUGUUAUGAGUCGUACGGACUUGUUAUCGCAAUGCAUAUUAAAUGUCGAGUCUUUAUUGAUUUACACGUAUACCGCAAAUUAUGUCGAACACUCAACUAACUAAUGCGUUGCGUACCUUUAAAUACCGAUAAAUAUGCGUCCCAUUUUGCAAAUAAAAAAAGAUACAUAAAUGCAAAAAUCGUGCCUGGGUUGGUCCGUGAUACUAACACGCUUUAAAUUAUCCCAACUUCCCGAUAACUUUGGCGCACUAAUUGUGGAAAAUGGAUUGUAGUGACAUGUGACAGAUUGUAUAAUAGCGCAGAAUGAUUGCUGCUACAUAUUUUUCAUUUACUUAGAUUAUAAAUUCCGUUAUAAUAGACACCCUCUACUGUGUAUGCUUUGCAAUCAAUAAAUCAAUGGUAUAAUGUAUGAGAAAACAAAUUAUUUAUAUGAUCUACAUGUAAACUUAUAUUAUUUUUAACUCGUUUUAAGUAGAAUCUGUUUGCUGCAGUACUUUGCACAUGUCAGAUAGAAGAUUCACGAGAAAAGAAUGGAGAGAUAUUAUUGAAAAUUAAUUUUAUGUACGAGACUAUCGCAAAUAAACGUUUAAUCGAGUCAAAUUUAAUUUAAUAAAUCAGCAUUGGCGGACCAUCCCUUGGCACUUACACAUCGCAUAUAAAUAUGAUGUCAUAAAGUGGAGAGAUUACAUUUAGCUAUAUUAGAAAUUGUUUCAACAGCAUUAUAAAUUAAUAUAUUAAAUUAUCUAAUUGGCGCUUAAACGGUAUUUAAUGUUCUACUGACAUUUAAAUACUUUAUCAAAUUAUUAUUUUUCUCAUUAUUCUUGUAUAUUAUGUAAUUGUACAUUAUGUUUUGACAGUGGAAUAAAGUUUUUUUUUUAAAUUAAUCACUCCAUUUUUAAGGCAUUGAAUGAUUGUACUAACUAUUUAAAAAAGUUUAUUUCUUUAUAUAAAAUCUUAUUUGUGUUAGAUAUAUAUAUAUAUAUACAGUUACAUGUUUGAAAAGCGUAAAAUAAAAAAUUUCCUUUAUCAAUUGGUCAUAGUAUGGAAAAUCUCCAGAUUUUCCUUUAAACUUUGUCAAAAGAGAAAAAUUCCGCAAGAGAACAUUCAAUAUUUUCAAAUAAAAAUAUGAUUACUUCUGCUAUAUAUGUAAAGCAAACAUUAAUAAUAUUAUAUCAGAGUGUGUGCACGCGAUGCAUACAAAUGAGUUUCUAAACUUUCUAUUGAGAGAAGAUUUCAAAAACAUUCGUACAUAAGAAGUUUUCUUUUCGGAUGUAACUUUACUUUCCUUUUCUUGCAUGUUUGCACAUAAAUAUAUAAUCUGUCUUGUCAUUAAUUUAAUAUUUCAUGAAAAAAAAACUUAUUAAUAUCUCAUGUAAGGAUGUAUCUGCAAGAUGAGGAUUGUAUAAACAAUCCAUGCAACAUUUUAAAAAGAAAAGUACAGAAAAGUAUACGUACAAAUAAACAUACAUACCAUGCAAAUUCAUGAGAAAAAAGAGAAGAGAAUUCAAAUAUCUAGCGUCUAAAUACGACGUAGAGAACUUAUGGAAUUCAGAACUUGGUCAUCAUAUUUUCCGUGCGUAAAAUCGAACGAGUCGAAAUCCAGCUAAAUCCAAAGAUAGAGGGAAAAAUCAUAAGGGACACAUAUUUUGAUUAUCAUUCCUUCGAUAUAUUGUUAACUGGAUGUUCUGCUAGUCAUUUUAUUUGUACUUGAUAUAUGUGUAUUUCAAGCGAGUAAUCUUUUUGGAUAGCUAUUUAUUUGAUCCUUGAUUUGCAAUCGCAAUUUAUAAAAUAGAUUCAAAAUAAAACAAAUUGGAAUGUAAUUAAUUGCCUUAACGCUAGAUGCCUGAAAGAUUAAUGAGAAGAAUUGAUCCUUGAAAUAUGGAUGUGUCUGUAAAAAUGUUCAUGCAUAAUGUUCCAACGAAGUGAAUGCUACAGUGGGCUAAUCUUAAUGAACAUGCGUAUGUAAAAUUAUCAACUUGUGAAUAUCGUACGAAUUUAUUGCACUAUCAUAUGUUUUUGAUUGGAAAUUGAUUGUUUAGAUUAAUACAUUGCGAUAAUUCACGCUUAAAUUCAAGUCUGUGUUCAGGAACGAUGCAAGACUCUAAAUUAAUAAAAAUCUAGUAUCCUGAUUUCUGUCCUCUGUCAAUAAAUCAGUUAUAAUUUUAUCACGCUUAUCAAUGGUCUUACAUUAAUUAAAAGUUGCGUUUUUUACAAAUAGAUUUAAAUUUCAAUAUUGCGAAAUUUUUUUUUAUGUUUUUUUACGAAUGGAUUUAAAUUUGAAAUAUUGCGAAAUAUUCUUUACUCGUAUUACGUUUCUCUUGUUUCCACGUUACUUUCGUAUUGUCAAACUUUUCCUGUUUUUCUUAUUCUAAGUACGAUUCGCAAUGCGACAUGUGUUAUUGUUGUUUUGUGAAAAAUUCGAUAAGUUCAAAUUUUCUCAAAUUGAAACUUAUCAUUUUUUGUGAAUUAAAUCAAUUUGUGAAUUGAAAUAAUUUGAGAAUUUAAUUCGUGAAUUUAUGUAAAUUACAUGAAUUUAAGUAUUAUAUGUAAAUUUAAGUAAAGAAGAUAAAAAAUCACUAUUUAUGCAAGUAAACAGUUUGCGCAAUUAUUACAACGAAUACACUCAGAGCAAAUUGGAAUCAGACCGAAUCAUUGCAAUUCCUAAAAAAAAAGAAACAUUUUCCUUCCUCUCUCUCUCUUUCUCUCUCUCUCUCUCUCUCUCUCUCUCUCCUCCCUCUCUCUUGUUCCUCUUUUUAUUGAACAAAGACGUCUCCCUCUGUCUAUGAAUAAUGGUUCCAUUUAUAUUAACUAUAUUUUACGUACCGUUGUUUACCACAAUAAAUUAUAUAUAUAUAUGAAGAAAAUUAUAUAUAUAUAGAUACAUAUACACAGAGCAGAUGCACGUGUUUAUAUAUACGUCGAUAGCAAUAUCACUUCCUGAAUAUGCAUCACGUAAUUAUGUUUGCACACGUGCUGAAGUAAAUUCAAAGUAAAGAUGCAGUUGUAGAUGAUAAAAAUGAUAUGUGAUGGAUUUAAACAAAAGGCAAAAAAUAUAGAGCUUAAGAGUGAGCAUUUCAGAAAAAUUAAUUCCGUUAAACCUUGGUGAUUCAUUGACGAUUGUAUUAUUGCGCUCUUAUUAUCAUACUGUUUCUUACCGUUAUAAUCGAUUAAUUAAUCUAAUUAAUCUUAAGGCUUGUAUAUUUAGAUUUGUGGCCCAAUAUUGCAGAUGGUAUCUGCAAAUGUAAUAUAUUAGAUAAUUACCAAUCAUUUUAAAACAGAGGGAGUAUUGUCAGCGUUACAACAUUGUUUUUACAUAUAAGAAUAGAAAUCAGGCGAGAUCACGCUUACGCAACGAUCUGUUUUGCAUUGUAAACGUGGAAACAAUGUUCUUACGUAACAUAUAUAUUUUUGUCACCCUUUGUUAAAAUACUUCAUUUACGUGUAACGUAUUUAUGUUACAAUAGCACAAACAUGAAAGGAAAUGAAUGAAAGAAAAUUACUGCAGUUACUUUUCUCUUCGUUUAGCUUUGUUAUUUUAAAAAUACCAUAAUAUUUUGUUCGUUUAACGACUUUGUUAAUUAGUGGAGAACGCAACGUGUUUGUACGAAAUGUCAAACAGGAAUAAUGUACAUAGGACAUAAAAACGCUUUGACACGAUCAUGUAAAAGUGAGAUGGCGAGCAUAUAUGGUCCUUAUCUAAGAAAUCACAAUAUAACACUUCAAUUUAUCAUUGUGUGACUCAUAAUCAUGUCGGUCGAAUUAUGAUUUGUUGUAAUGCGAUACCUGCAUUGUCCUUUUUUAGAGGCAGUGACGAAGAAUAAUUUCGUGAGAAAACAAAUAUCAAAUGUAACUAAAAAUUUCGAUCAUUUUUAGUUACAUUUUUAUUUUAUUCUCUUAAAAUGAUUCUUAAAAUAAUGUUCUGCUUUUAAAAACGAAGCGGAACUGAAAGGAAUAGAAUUUUGACUGGACAGACUCGUGACUAGGAACUAUUACGUAUUUUAACGCUAAUUGCUUAUAGAGAAUUCUAGUAUUCCUAAAAGAUUCAUUAAAAUUCUUACAAGAUUUUUAUUAUCUUGUAGCAGCUGUCUUGUUUUGUAUGACUGAAUAUAUAGAUGAACUAUAGAUAAUUAAUGAGUAAAUGAGAUAAAUUAUUUGAUUAGUUAGUAUCAAGUUUACUUCAGUAUGUGUCAUCUCAGGUGAUUCAAGAUUCUUAGUCACAUAGCCUGUUCCUGCUUGAUUAAAAUUUGCUCAUGAUUAGUAUUAAAUGUGCAAAUUGGUAUAAUUCCGAUGAGUUCAAUUUAUUCCGAUGCUACGUGUAUGUGAAAGGACAUCUUGUGUCUUCAAAUGUCAAGAUUCUGUUGUUCCGAAAACUUUGAGAGCGAUUUGAAAAAAUUUAAACUCAACAAAAUUAUACCAGUUUUUUAAAAUGCAUCGAAGCCGAGAAUGUUAAUGUUCAACUAAUUUCAAUAGCAAAUUUUUCUCACGAGCUGUAGUCAAAGUACAGAAAGGAAUGACGCAUGAUAAAGAAUUGUAGAAGCUAGAGAUGCUGUAUGUAAUAGAUGUAUAAACGGUAAAGAGGAGAGAGAGUGCUGACGAUGUAGUUACUGAUGCGACCCUCUAAAAAAAGAUUCUAAACGUAAGUUUGCCAUUGUUUUACUCCUUCGAAGAAUCGGGGUGCAAUGUGUGGGACCGGAGGGUAUAUUACAAAUAUGAAUAUCCUGGGCGAGUUUACGCUCAGAAAAGUCCUCCCUUAGGACAUAAAGAUAUAAGAGCAAGAAACGUGUGAAAAUGUAUGAGUCGGGAUGUUUGUUUCCCAUUUUCUUUAAUGCAAUGAUUGUUAAAUGCCUUACUUAUCUGUCCAAGUACCUAUUCAAAUGUGGGAAUCCGAAGUAAAAGCAUCACGCGCUCUAGGAUGAAACCAAUCUUUUCCUUAAUGAAUUAAAUUAUUUAUUAAUUUAGUAUUUAUUUCUUGAAUCAAACAUUUUACAGUAUUAAAUUAAUACUUUUAAAUAGAAUUAAUAUUUCUUCAAUGAUUAAACAUUGAAAGAGAAAGAGGGAGACAGUUUGUGAUUUUAUAAUAAAAAACAGUACAAUUAAAUAGAGUUGAAUAAUUACGGAUAAUAAUGCAAGAGAAGGAAAAUAACAAAAUGUCUUGUUUGUUUUAAAAUUAAGUCUAUUUGAAUUUCUUAUAUCUAUAAUUAUGAUAUUAAAAAGUGACUAAAGGAGUGUCGGAAGUCUUUCUAGAGUACGUAUUAUUGAUUUCCACAUUUUAACAGAUAUCUUGUACGGUUGAUCGAUUGAUCGAAUCGUGAAACGAGGAAAGCAGUCGGUGACUUUUGUAUUAUUCACCCAUGUGAAACUAAUUUCGAUUUAUAUAUAUAAAUCAAUAUUGUUUGUUUCUAUCCUGAUUAAUACCGCAAACAAAAUGAUGAUACUCGACAGGAUCGUUUUUAACGGCACGGUCGAGUUAAAGGCGUUAAAGAAGUAACAGCACAUCGCGAGUGAUGAUUAGAAAAGUAAAUUGGUUUCAGCACGAGAAGUCGAAAACUAUCGUAGAUGACUGUGUGUCAUUUGGUAGAUCGUUAUCUAGGCAUUCUAGUUGAAUCACACAAGGUACUUAUGCAAUAGCUGAUGUUAAUUAUAGAGUUUGCACAGUUUUCGCACUCACAUGGGAUCACUUUAACACGGCCGCGCCUAUAUUAAUACGUGAGAUUCGACUUUUGGUUGGUGACAUUAGUGAACGGAACUCUUCCUAUCUCAAUAUUAAUCAAUGCAUGUUAAUCAUUCGGCAAGAGAACGAAUAUAAAUUUAUAAUAUGUUGAAGUCUUCUUAGAAAAUAAAAUUAUAUUAAUUGUUUGAUUAAUAGAUGAAAGUAAAUUCUUAUGGCGAUCACGUUUGAGUUCGAAGUCACCAGUUAAACCGUUGAACUUUCUCGCUGUCAUAAAUAUAUAUAAUGCAUCUACGAAACUGUCCCUUCGAACUGCAACUUCCGAAAGGGAUCUCGGAGUUUCGAGCGACGUUUUGCCAAAAACUUUCCUCUAUAUGUUGAUCGAGCAUAUAAUUGCGCGUAUUGUCGCAUGAGAUUCAUCGCGAAUUUUUAUCUAAUACUAUUCGAUCGAUGACGCUACACGAAUAUAUACGAAGAAUACAUGAGCGCAAAAUGAAUGAAAGUGAGAGCGAGCGAUCGAUCGAGCGAGAGUGUGUGAGAGAGAGAGAGAAAGAGAGGGUGCGUUGAUAAUCGAAAUUGUGCGUGGUACACACGCGUUGAAGCGGGCAAUGUUUCGAGCAUUGCUGCUAAGUACUGAUAGAAAGAAAAUUCAAAUGGAGAGUCUUAUACAUAAUAAUGAUAUUGAAAUGUAAAUUGUGUUUGGUUGUAUUUUGUGUUAUAUGCCUCUGAUGCUGAAUAUAAAGGAAAUUCAAUCAAAA
Ooceraea biroi (clonal raider ant) is the source of this 8878-nucleotide messenger RNA. Its product is annotated as E3 ubiquitin-protein ligase KCMF1. Gene Ontology annotation, cellular component: plasma membrane. Gene Ontology annotation, molecular function: zinc ion binding. Gene Ontology annotation, biological process: synaptic signaling. Lineage: Eukaryota; Metazoa; Arthropoda; Insecta; Hymenoptera; Formicidae. The record is from RefSeq and is a predicted model, not a curated record.